Prosopis cineraria is the source of this 746-nucleotide messenger RNA. Its product is annotated as transcription factor bHLH146. Gene Ontology annotation, biological process: regulation of DNA-templated transcription. NCBI's taxonomy places the organism in Eukaryota, Viridiplantae, Streptophyta, Magnoliopsida, Fabales, Fabaceae. The record is from RefSeq and is a predicted model, not a curated record. The coding region runs from base 81 to 626 and encodes 181 amino acids. The transcript has a single exon.
UUGCGUGAUUCAACCAGCUUCACUCUGCACCCAACAGAUAUCUUCCUCUUUCAGACCUUUUAUCUCAGUUCUUCUGCUUAAUGGAGGGUUCAGCAGCUAAACGCAGACGCGUUUACUCUCUGGAGCCAAACAAAAUAGUGGAAGCUGUGUUCGCGAGGAAGUACCUGAGCUAUCUAGUUCCAGCCUUGACGAAGAUGAAGGAAAACACAGACUACAAUAAGGAAGAACACAGUGAUUCGUUGAAGAAGGGUGUGAAGUUCGAAGUGGACAUGGCAAUGGUGCUGUCAGCUCAGGGUUCUGCUUGGAGCAACGCCUUAAAACUCAGCCUCCUCCGAGAACAUAACCAAUACGUCAUCAAUGGAGGAGCACUGUCUUCUUCUUCUUCUUCAUCAUCUUCAUCAACCGCAAGGAAACUGAUGGCGAACUGCGAGUACGACCAGAAUCUGACGGCGGUGACGGCGGAGGAAAACGAGAAGGAGGUGAUGAGGAGGCUGAGAAGGUUGGUACCAGGAGGAGAAGAGAUAAGCAGUGACCAGGAAAUGCUUGCGGAGCUCAAAAGUUAUGUCAGGUGUCUGCAAAUGCAGGUCAAUAUUCUGCAAUGUCUGGCCCAGGCUCAUUCAUUUUAGUUUAAUUUCUGCUUUUUGCUCUAUUUUUACAAAAUCAUAUUUUCGUUUUAUCAGAUGAUUAAUUAUUACGCUAUAUGUUUGCCCACAACAGAGCCAUAUAUAAAGCUCUCCUUCAUCUUU